This is a messenger RNA of Oncorhynchus keta (chum salmon), 5950 nucleotides long. RefSeq names its product receptor tyrosine-protein kinase erbB-3-like. The record is from RefSeq and is a predicted model, not a curated record. Gene Ontology annotation, cellular component: signaling receptor complex; basal plasma membrane. Lineage: Eukaryota; Metazoa; Chordata; Actinopteri; Salmoniformes; Salmonidae. Gene Ontology annotation, molecular function: ATP binding; protein kinase activity; neuregulin receptor activity. Gene Ontology annotation, biological process: positive regulation of kinase activity; multicellular organism development; positive regulation of cell population proliferation.
UCUGUCUGAAUUGACGCACCAUAUCGGAAUUUUUUCACCGCCCAUAUUCACUCACAUUUAAUAAUAAGAUCAUGUUUCCGCGUCAAGUCAAUCUGCCAAUUUAAAAAGGCUUCUUAUUAGAGUGAAAUUUAAAGUAAUCGUGGUACUGACAUUUGGACCUAUAACUGUAGACUUGAGUCUCGAGUCUUAUGAAGAUCAACCUUGAAUUUAUAAUUUGUUGAAAUAGUUUGACCUUUCCCCAAAAAAGUAUCGAACGAGUUGAGGACUUCUUGAGGAUUAAACCGACCUGCGCUACUGUAUUCCUGGUCAUGAUUAUUAUUGGGUUGGUUUGGACCUAGGCAUGGACCGUUUGCAGAUGUCCGUUCUGUGUAUUGUAAUUCUAACAUGUCUACAGCCCACGUCGUCUCAAACGCAGGAAGUAAAAGCCCCCUCCUGGUCUCGGUGACUGUAGAGGAAUCGCCAGUUUGCUCUGUGAGUCACAGUGGAUAUAGCAGAGCAGCAGUGGUGUGUACUGGUACCCAGAAUGGGCUGAGCUCCACAGGAUCCCAGGAGAACCAGUACAACCUCAUCAAGAACCGCUACACAGGCUGUGAGAUCAUCAUGGGUAACCUGGAGAUCACCCAGAUAGAGACUGACUGGGACUUCAGCUUCCUAGGGACCAUCAGAGAGGUAACGGGGUACAUCCUAAUCGCCAUGAACCACUUCAGACGUUUGCCUCUGGAACAGCUGCGUGUGAUCAGGGGCAACACCCUGUACGACAGAGGGUUCGCCCUCUCUGUUUUCUACAACUACCCCAAGGAGGGCUCCAAUGGCCUGCAGCACCUGGGACUCACAUACCUCACUGAAAUUCUGGAGGGGGGUGUCCAGAUCGUCAACAACAGGUUCCUGAGCUAUGGUCCCUGGGUGAACUGGGAUGACAUUGUGAGGGACAGGGAUAGAGCCAAGGCUCCCAUUGACAUCCAGUAUAAUGGUCAGAGAGGGCCUUGUCACCCUUCCUGUGGGGAGAACUGCUGGGGGUCUGGUGAAGAACACUGCCAGAUCUUGACUAAGACGGUGUGCGCCCCUCAGUGUAACAGCCGCUGUUUUGGGACAAGCCCCAGGGACUGCUGUCACAUAGAGUGUGCAGGGGGCUGCACUGCGUCUCAGGACAUGGACUGCUUUGCGUGCCGCCACUUCAACGACUCAGGCUCCUGUGUGCCCCAGUGUCCCCAGACUCUGUUCUACAACAAGCAGACGUUUCAGAUGGAGACGAACCCCAACGCCAAGUAUCAGUACGGAUCCAUCUGUGUCUCCCAUUGCCCCCCCCACUUCGUGGUGGACGGCAGCUCCUGUGUGAGUGGUUGUCCUCCAGACAAGAAGGAGGUGGAGAGGAGUGGUCAGAGGCAGUGUGAGCUCUGUGGAGGGCUGUGCCCUAAAGCCUGUGAGGGCACAGGGCCUGAGCACAGACAGACGGUGGACUCCAGUAACAUUGACAGCUUCAUCAACUGCACCAAGAUACAGGGUAGUCUGCACUUCCUGGUCACAGGGAUCCUUGGUGAUGACUAUAAGAAUAUCCCACCUCUGGACCCUAAGAAGCUGGAAGUCUUCCGCUCUGUGCAGGAGAUAACAGAUAUCCUAGCCAUCCAGUCGUGGCCUAAAGAGCUAUCAGAUCUGUCAGUGUUCUCCAGUCUCACCACCAUACAGGGAAGAUCUCUUCACAAGCGUUUCUCUCUGAUGGUCAUGCGUGUUGCGUCCAUCACCUCUCUAGGUCUGCGUUCCCUGAGAGAGAUCAGUGACGGCAACGUGUACCUCAGCCACAACGCCAAACUGUGUUACCACCACACCGUCAACUGGACACGCCUGUUCACCGGGCACGCCACACGCCUCAACGACAUCAAGGACAACAGGCCUCUGAGAGAGUGUGUUGAGGAGGAUCACGUGUGUGACCCACUGUGUUCAGACUCAGGCUGCUGGGGCCCGGGGCCUGACCAGUGUCUCUCCUGCAGGAACCACAGCCGAGACUCUACCUGUGUGGCACACUGCAACUUCUACACAGGUCAGCCCAGGGAGAUUGCGGCCAAAGGGGAGUGUGUCGCAUGUCAUCCAGAAUGCCAACCGCAGUAUGGGAGGGAUAGCUGCACUGGACCGGGAUCUGAUGAGUGUGUGAUGUGUUCCAGUCUGAGAGACGGUCCUCACUGUGUGUUCUCCUGCCCCAGUGGGGUGAACGGAGAGAACGGGCAGUUCAUCUACAAAUACCCCAACAAGGACAGCUACUGUGAGCCCUGCCAUGUCAACUGCACACAGGGGUGUUCUGGUCCAGGGUUGAGUGACUGUACAGACAACACUAGACAGUCCACUGACACUCAGAUCACAGGAAUAGCUUUGGGAGUGCCGGCUGCCCUCAUAGUCUGCCUGGCAUUGUUUGUGUUGGGCAUGCUGUACCACCGUGGCCGGGCCAUCCGCAGGAAGAGAGCCAUGAGGAGGUACUUGAAGAGUGAGGAGAGUUUUGAGCCGCUGGGGCCAGGAGAGAAAGGAGCUAACGUUCAUGCCCGGAUCCUGAGGGCCCCAGAGCUGAAGAAGGUCAAAGCCCUUGGCUCUGGAGUGUUUGGUACUGUACACAAAGGCCUGUGGAUCCCUGAGGGAGACUCCGUGAAGAUUCCUGUAGCCAUUAAGACCAUCCAGGACCACACAGGCAGACAGACCUUCACUGAGAUCACUGAUCACAUGUUGUCCAUGGGCAGUCUAGACCACCCGUAUAUCGUCAGGCUCUUAGGUGUCUGUCCAGGUGCCAGUCUCCAGCUGGUCACCCAGCUCAGCAGCCAGGGGUCCUUACUGAAGCACAUCAGGCACCACAGGGACAACCUGGAUCCACAGAGGCUUCUCAACUGGUGUGUACAGAUAGCUAAGGGCAUGUAUUAUCUGGAGGAACAUUGUAUGGUGCACAGGAACCUGGCUGCGAGGAACGUGAUGCUAAAGAAUGAUUACUUCGUCCAGAUUUCUGACUACGGUGUGGCUGACCUGCUCUAUCCUGAUGACAAGAAAUAUGUCUACAGUAACAAGACUCCCAUAAACAUCAAAUGGAUGGCCCUGGAAAGCAUCCUGUUCCGAACAUACACUCAUCAGAGUGACGUCUGGAGUUACGGAGUGACAGUGUGGGAGAUGAUGUCAUUCGGAGCAGAGCCCUACGCAUCCAUGCAGGCCCAAGACGUCCCCAGUGUACUGGAGAAGGGAGAGCGCCUGUCCCAGCCCCACAUCUGUACUAUAGACGUGUACAUGGUCAUGGUUAAGUGCUGGAUGAUUGAUGAGAAUAUUCGCCCGACCUUCAAAGAACUGGCCAAUGACUUUAUUCGCAUGGCAAGAGACCCACCUCGUUACCUUGUCAUCAAGGACAGAGGAGAGGCGCGGCCAGAAGAAUCCCACCAACAAGACUCAGAGCUGGACAAUUUGGAGGCGGGCCUGGAGGACCAGGAUGAGGAGGGAUUGGAGGACGGUUUGGCCACCCCUCCCCUUACCCUGUCCCCAUCCAGGAUGUCUCGCCUGAGGAUGAGCUCAUAUAGGAGUGCCAGUGCCAGUGCCACCGUUCAGGCCGGACCAGUAGAGUACCUUCCCAUGACCCCCAGCUCUGGAGAGUUGUUCUCCCAGCAGUCUUGUCUGAACUCAGCGAGGACACUGUCACAGGGGUUAGAGGGAAGAGGGAGUGGCCUGGAUGUUGAGCUGACCGAGAGAGUGUCACUGAGCGGCAGCUUGCGCAGGCAGCAUCCCAGAGCUGGCAGGGACAGUAGCAGUAGUACCCACCACACCUCCAUCACCAUGGUGCAUAGGAGCAAAUCUUCAGUCUCAGAGUCACACUCCAACAGGCCUGAUCAAGAGGAUGAGGAUGAGGAGGAGGAAGAUCACUAUGGAUACGUGCUGCCUGGAGUGUCUAACAAUCCAGAGAGAGAUUGUCUGCUGUCUCACCCAGCCUCCAGAAACUAUAGCCCAAGUGGAACAUCUCUCAGGGGCUCUAGGAGCUCCAAAAAUGUGCUGUCACCGUUAGCAACUGCCCCAGACCCCACCGCGGACUAUGAACAGAUGACCAAACAGCCAGCCCAUUUGCCCCGCUCCCCCAGAGCCAGCUCUGUACAGAUAGAAGGGCCUUCAUCAGUGGUAUGGAGGAAACAGUCCUCAACUCUGCCCUCCCCAACCUACAAUAUAGCACCCUCACCACUAGAGGGUGACAACAUAGUGCAUGAGACCUCACAGGAGUCAUCGUCAGGCACUGCAGCCACUCCUAGGGGAAGCCAGGGUUCAACAGAGAACUCUGAUAGUGCUGUGGCUAGAGUAGCAGAGGGAGACAUGCUGCAGCCGCUGGUUGACAGGCCUUACAGUGGAUCUGUUGUGUCUGACAGUGGAGGGGUGACUCAGGGGAGGCCAGAGAAAGCGUCUGUAGUGGAGUAUGAAUACAUGGAUAUCCGGAGCACCACAAACACCACAGACACAGAAAGACCGAUCUGGGAGAGGCGUGAGAGUCGAGCAGCUGACUUGAGGAGGACAGAGGCAGAAGAACGAGAGAGAGAAGAAGAAGGAAAGAGUCAGGAGGUAGAGGAGGAGAAAGGAAAGGAAGACGAGGAAGGGGAGGAAGUUUACCAGUACACUAACAAGCAGCCCAGACUCCUCAGAGAGAGCAGUAAAGUGGCGGGGCUCCUCCCCACGCCCAGCCUCCUCCCCAAGCCAAGGCCCAAACCCAGCCUCAGCCCCAAUCCCAACCCCAGGCCAGAUGGCUUCACAGCAGUGGAAGACAGCCAGGUGGAAGUAUAUGAGGAGAUGCAUGCCUUUGGAGGGGGCUCCCAGCGAGGGGGCCACCAGGAGGCAGAGUACCAGAACCUCCCAGUCCCAGGCAAGGGGAGGGCCACCACGGCUGAGGAGGGGGGCGCGGGUAGCAGGUGUGCCGGGCUAGGUUUGGGAGGGUACAUCAAAGCAUGCUCUGGUGUGGGAGUGGUAGAGCCGAGCAGCAACACAUCGUUUGACAACCCUGACUACUGGCACAGCAGACUGUUCCUCAAGCCAGAUGCUGUGCGCACAUAAGGAUGUGGACUGAGAAAACAACAACAACCGUGACCAAGCAAGCACAGCCAGAGGUGUUUUAUAGAAUCAUGUAACAGGCUGGGGUGCAGCUCAACCAGUAAUGUAGCGCUCUUUUAGUACUGUUGAAUGUGUUGUUUAUAAUGUAGUGUAUGUAUUCUCAGUUGGUUUACACAUCAUCCAUCCAAACAUCAUUUACCAAAAAAACAUCUGCAAAAUGUCCUAUGUAGCAUUAAUGUUAUCUAUCAGUUUAUAAUGACAUCUCAGUCUAAGAAAUGUAACCAAAUAGGCAGCUAUAUAUUAAACAAUAGCAAAGGAUGGCCUAAGCUGUGAGCAAGAAUCAAUAAGUCAAAGACAAACAGAAUAGUGAGAAAUAGAUGCACAUAGAUCUUAAUGUACAAAGAUACACAAAGCAUAUAGAAUGUACAAAGAUACACAAAGCAUAUAGAGUGUACAAAGAUACACAAAGCAUAUAGAAUGUACAAAGAUACACAAAGCAUAUAGAAUGUACAAAGAUACACAAAGCAUAUAGAAUGUACAAAGAUACACAAAGCAUAUAGAAUGUACAAAGAUACACAAAGCAUAUAGAAUGUACAAAGAUACACAAAGCAUAUAGAAUGUACAAAGAUACACAAAGCAUAUAGAAUGUACAAAGAUACACAAAGAAUAUAGAAUGUACAAAGAUACACAAAGCAUAGAUACAUAAAGUAGAAAUAGCAGGCCAAUGUACACAUACUAAUGGAUCAAAUUUGCACAGUGUUUGCACUUCAACUUGUUCCACUUCCUGGUGAAGCUGAGUUGACCUACAUAGAUAGAACCUCAAGGUUCCCUGGGUGUGAGGUCUGCCAUGUAAUGUACAUUUGUAGCUUAUAGUUUCCUCUAUGAAAUGAAGUAUUCUUGAUGAACAUGA